UGCCGCCGCUGUGAUGACCGCUGCACUCACAAUGAUGAUGAUGGACUUCAUGGAGGACAAGUUCGGCUUGAAGAACCAGGCCAUGAAGGCCGCGGACUACUUCAUGGAGCCGGCUAUGGAGAGCCUGGAUGGCGGCGUCUACUUCGCCAAGUCUCCCCCGAAAUGCGCGCAGGCCUUUGGCGAACACCGCGUCUCCCCUCGCUCGGACCAGCACGGCGGCUACGGCGCAGCCAAAGCGGAGGAGCUGCCCGGCUCGGCGGCGUCAUGUUGCCGCGGCGACGAUGCGGACGAGUCGAUGGCGGACAAGGGCGACGACAAGGUGACGAGCAGCAAGAAGCGACGCCACCGCACCACCUUCAGCAGCGCGCAGCUCGACGAGUUGGAGAAGGUCUUCCAGAAGACGCACUACCCGGACGUGUACGUGCGCGAGCAGCUGGCCACCAGGACCGAGCUGACCGAGGCCAGGGUGCAGGUGUGGUUCCAGAACAGAAGAGCCAAAUGGAGGAAGCGGGAACGUUAUGGACAAAUGCAGCAAGCUAAAAACCACUUUGCCUCCGCCUACGACUUGUCUGUGCUGCCUCGCACCGACGGCUACGGGCAGAUUCCAAACAACUUGUGGUCCGGUGCCCCUCCGGCAGGACCCGUGGUGUCCCCCUGCAUGCUGCCCCGCGGUUCACCCCCCUGCGUGGCCUCCUACUCCCCGCGCUCGGCCUCUUCCGCCGCCGGGGAACACGGCUACUUCUCCAACCAGCAGAACCAGUUCGGCCAUGUCUCCCUCAACAACUUCUGCGGCGACCCACUUCUCUCGCCGGCCGCCAACGGCCACCACGCCUUCGAAACCAAGCCCGAGUUUGAGAGGCGCUCGUCCAGCAUUGCCGUGCUGCGCAUGAAGGCGAAGGAGCACGCCGCUAACAUCUCCUGGGCCAUGUGAUCCCGCUUCUAGACCCAAAGACUUGGACACUCAAACCAAAGAAACAUUUUUGAAGCUCAGGAGUGACGUGGGCUCAAUGCUUGGGCUCACAAAACCUACUCUCAUCUUUUAAUGGUCACAUGUUGACCCAAUUCUAGAACCAAAGAAAGAUUUACCAACUAAAACCAAAAAAAAACACCCAGGGCUCAAGAUUCAGAUGGACUCCAGUUAUCGCACAGGAAGGAAAUAUAAAAAACAUGCUGACAGUGUUUGGAGACACAGUUGGACACGCUGAUACAACUUGGCAAAGGCUGACCCGCUUGGAACCAAAGAAACUUCUAGAGCCAAGGAAUGAUGUGGAACCAACUUAACACACAUGAAGGAAAUAGUUAUUGCACAUGAAUGCAAUAAAAAGCACGCUGUUGUGAUACCACGUUUGGACCCUUGGAAUGCGCCCGCGUGUUGACACGGUCGCAUGCUGACUCGCUUCGAGAGCCGAUUGGCGAUGUAACUUUGAGCCGCUUCUAGAACCUUACAAAACACUUUUGAGGCUCUGGGGUGAUGAAGACUAGUGAAAGCAAUAAAUCAAAUUCCACUGCCAGAGUUUGGAGACGGAUGUGAUACCACAAUUGGACACAAUGAGCUGCUUCUAGAAACAAAGGAACACUUUUGAGAAUGAUGUGCACUCAAGGCACCAGAAUGAAAUCAAAGACAUCACUUGUGAUUGGAGGCAGAUGAGAUCACAAGUCUGGACUCACGGAGUGCGCCGUGUGUUUUUGCCGCAACUUGAAUUAAAAACAUGGACCUGCUUCUGGAAACAAACAAACACGGUUCCACUUGUGAGGUAUAAACAAAACCUGUUUCUUGUUUCUGUAAAAAUAUACUGGCCAAACUCUGGAACCAGGAACAUUAACCAGCUUCUGCUUCUAAAAAAAAAAAAAAACCACUUGUCUGGUUCUGCGGGGAGAAAAAAAGUGCACUUGUGGAAAAAGAAAAAAACUAAAUUGUGUUUCAUUUUUGUCACAACAGCAACAACAAAAACAUUCACCUUUUGACCUCCCACCCACGAGCUCCUAAAUACUGACCUACUUCUUCAACCAAAGAAAUGCUACCUACUUCUAGACUAGAACAAAAUAAAUGAAAAAACAAACAAAGGAACGAAAAAAAGUGUCAAUUGCUCAACAGAACUCUGGAUAUGUGAUGUUAAUAUUUCUGUGCCAAAGUGAAAUAAAUGCCAAUGACUUCA
Syngnathus typhle (broad-nosed pipefish) is the source of this 2156-nucleotide messenger RNA. RefSeq names its product ALX homeobox 1 (gene alx1). The record is from RefSeq and is a predicted model, not a curated record. The transcript has 4 exons. The coding region runs from base 14 to 931 and encodes 305 amino acids. Gene Ontology annotation, molecular function: RNA polymerase II transcription regulatory region sequence-specific DNA binding; DNA-binding transcription activator activity, RNA polymerase II-specific. Gene Ontology annotation, biological process: positive regulation of transcription by RNA polymerase II; negative regulation of DNA-templated transcription; embryonic skeletal system morphogenesis. Lineage: Eukaryota; Metazoa; Chordata; Actinopteri; Syngnathiformes; Syngnathidae.